Messenger RNA from Myripristis murdjan (pinecone soldierfish), 456 nucleotides. It is a transcript of the gene rln3b, whose product is annotated as relaxin 3b. Gene Ontology annotation, cellular component: extracellular region. NCBI's taxonomy places the organism in Eukaryota, Metazoa, Chordata, Actinopteri, Holocentriformes, Holocentridae. The transcript is spliced from 2 exons. The record is from RefSeq and is a predicted model, not a curated record. The coding region runs from base 1 to 456 and encodes 151 amino acids. Gene Ontology annotation, molecular function: hormone activity; G protein-coupled receptor binding.
AUGUGGAAGACAGCGCUGUUGACUUUCAUCCUGUUGGUUGCACUAAUAGGCAGGGUGCGGUCCAAUGAGGGCCACCCCUCCUUUUACGGGGUGAAGCUGUGUGGUAGAGAAUUCAUACGAGCUGUAAUCUUUACCUGUGGAGGCUCUCGCUGGAGGAGAAGUGUAGGAGACUCAGGUGUCCUCGGGGAUGAGGCUUUUGACCCAUGGAAAACAAACUCCAUCCUUCAACUUGCGAGUGAGCAGCAACCGUCGGAGUCCCAAGUCUGGAAGGAUGAGGUGAUGAACGUGGCAUCUACUGCUGAUGGAUUCAGCCGCUUAGCUCGCUCACCCAUCUCAGAUGAGGUGCUGGAGGCUCUAAGGAGUGCGGACAGGAAAGGGCGGGAUGUCGUUGUGGGGUUGUCUAAUGCCUGUUGCAAGUGGGGCUGCAGUAAGAGUGAAAUCAGCUCCCUCUGUUGA